Molecule: messenger RNA, 1467 nt
Organism: Penicillium maclennaniae
Lineage: Eukaryota; Fungi; Ascomycota; Eurotiomycetes; Eurotiales; Aspergillaceae
Gene: bna4
Product: kynurenine 3-monooxygenase
Exons: 3
Coding region: 1-1467 (488 amino acids)
Biological process (GO): NAD+ metabolic process; L-tryptophan catabolic process; quinolinate biosynthetic process
Cellular component (GO): mitochondrial outer membrane
Molecular function (GO): NAD(P)H oxidase H2O2-forming activity; kynurenine 3-monooxygenase activity; FAD binding
Source: RefSeq, a predicted model, not a curated record
AUGGCAUCUUCUUCUCGCCAAAAGGUCGUCGUGGUGGGUGCGGGACCCGUUGGGGCCCUGGCGGCGCUGUAUGCGGCCAGCCGAGGCGAUGAAGUCGAAGUAUACGAGUUGCGCGGAGAUCUCCGCGAUCCCGCGACGGUGCCUUUGAACUUCACCAAGUCGAUCAACUUAGCUCUGUCGGAGCGCGGUAUUACUGCAAUUCGGCAGUCGCACCGGUCCAGUUUGAUCGAUGAUGUACUCCGUGAGACUAUCCCCAUGUACGGGCGGAUGAUACAUGGCCGAGAUCGGGGCCAACUGUGGGAGGCCGCACAGGCCUAUGACAUACACGGCCGAGCAAUCAAUGCAGUUGAUAGGGGGACUCUCAAUAAUGCUCUACUCGACGAGCUUGAGCGCACUCCCAACGUCAAGCUCUUCUUCAACCACAAAUUGACCGGUGCGGACUUCCGUACGAACAAAGCUUGGUUUGAGCGUCGCAUUCCAGGUGAGACGCCGCAGCCAGAUUCUCUUGGUGUUGCUGGACGAUCGCCCGAGAUCGAGGUGUCAUACGACUACCUGAUUGGCGCCGAUGGUGCGCACUCCGCUGCUCGCUUCCAUAUGAUGAAGUUUGCCCACGUCGACUAUCAGCAAGAGUAUAUUGACACAUUAUGGUGCGAGUUCCGAAUCCCACCCUCAGAGCAAGGAGACUUCCGCAUCUCUCCCAACCAUCUCCACAUUUGGCCCGGGCGCGAGUUUAUGUUCAUUGCACUGCCUUCGGCCGACAAGUCAUUUACAUGCACGCUCUUUGCUCCAGAAGCAAACUACACAGCGCUGGAAAAUGCGCCCCGGAACCUAGAAGAAUUCUUUGAUGAGCAUUUCCCCGGUGUCUGUCCGGAACUAAUCGACCCUGAGGCUUUGAACGAAUCUUUCAAUCUGAACCCUCAUCUGCCAUUAAUCAGUAUCAAGUGCCGGCCGCACCACUACAGUUCCACCGUUGUAAUUCUCGGUGACGCAGCCCACGCCGUUCUCCCCUUCUAUGGCCAGGGCCUCAAUGCCGGUCUGGAAGACGUGCGAGUUCUCUUCGAGCAGCUCGACAAGCACGGCGUCUACGACCCCGACACCAGCGUGUACACCCGCAGCGUCAGACGCCAAACGGCUUUCCAAGCAUACACAGACAUCCGCUGUGACGAUGCGCACGCGAUCAAUGACUUGUCGAAAGAGAAUUUCCUUGAGAUGCGAGCGGGAGUCAAGUCACCUCUUUACAAGCUGCGGAAAUCUAUCGAGGAAACCAUCGACCGUUGUCUUCCUUCCCUUGGCUGGAGGACCCAAUAUUCUCGCGUCAGCUUCAGUACCCAGAGAUACUCUGAAGUUGUGCAGGCGGUUCAGCAUCAGAGUGAGGUCCUUGGAAUUGGUCUGACCUCAGCUUUGGUUACGGGUGCUGGGGCACUGUCCGUGUUGAUGUGGAAAUACCCCCCCUGUGUCGCUUAUUAA